Messenger RNA from Racocetra fulgida, 534 nucleotides. NCBI's taxonomy places the organism in Eukaryota, Fungi, Glomeromycota, Glomeromycetes, Diversisporales, Gigasporaceae. The record is from the annotation of a GenBank genome assembly.
ACUUAUGAUGGGGGGAUUGGUGGGGAACCAGGCCUUGAAGCGCACGGCGGGUACGCGUUCUGCGGCCUUGCUGCGAUGGAAAUACUUGGGAAAACGGAUUUGUUAGACAUUCCAUCACUUUUUGUAGGUCGGCCAAAUAAAUUAGUAGAUGGAUGUUAUUCGUUUUGGGUUGGUGCAUUGUUCCCUGUUUUGGAAGCUAUCAUGACACGACAACAGUUAGAAAAAAAUAAUACAAAUUGCGAAGAGCUUCAUGAAUUUGUUGAAGCACUUCAGGAAUAUCUUUUGAUAGCUUGUCAAUAUCCAAAGGGUGGGUUAAUUGAUAAGCCAAAACGUAGUCCGGACUAUUAUCACACUUGCUAUUGCUUAAGUGGUCUAUCGACUUCACAACAUCACGUAAUUUAUGACGUUGAAAAAGCUACAUCUUCAGGCGUAAAACAGGGUGAGCUCAAUGCUGGAGAUAGAUCCUUACUGUGGUCUGAAGACGAGACAAGGAUUUUAAUUCUUGGUGAUCCUAAUAACAUUGUGGUUAGUUGA